AUGGCAGCCGUGCAGCCUUGUGGUGGUGCCGCGGUUUCUUGCGGUCGGUCGAGCAGGAGCAGCAAAUGGGCUAUUUCACCAAAAGGGUCUAACUGUUUUCUUCAUAGGCGGAUAAAUUUCAGUAAUGGUGGUCGUGGUGACAUAUGUUGUCUGUCCUUGAGGAGGGAAAAAGUGUUAUUGUCUUGUUCUGUUAUUCCUCAUAGGAAGCAGUUUUCCCCAAAGUUAACUUGUCAAUUUGGCUCGGAUUAUAGCGUUGGGUCUGGUGAUGCGGACGAGAGCUCUCUCGUAGGGCUGGAACUUAAUCCCUUAAAGAAUUCUAGUGAAGUGACUGACGAGUUCAAUGGGGCAUCUUCAGCUGAUGUCGAAGAUUUUAAUGAUAAUUUAAGGGAAGAUCUUUCGAAUGCAUCCAAAUUGAAAGAUGUUAGGCGCGAUCUCUUAAUGCUGUCUUUACCAGCAAUUGGUGGGCAGGCCAUCGAACCAAUGGUGCAGCUUAUGGAGACUGCAUAUAUUGGUCGCUUGGGUUCUGUGGAGUUGGCUUCAGCUGGUGUCUCCAUAUCACUUUUUAACAUCAUCUCGAAGCUUUUCAACAUUCCUCUUCUCAGUGUUGCAACUUCUUUUGUGGCUGAAGACAUAUCAAAAAAUGCAGGCAGGUUCUCAGCAACAGAAAAGCUGCAGCUCUCCUCAGUUUCCACAGCUUUAACUCUAGCUGUUGGCAUUGGUAUAUUCGAGGCUAUGGCCCUGUCUUUGGGAUCAGGAACUCUUCUCGGCUUUAUGGGAAUAUCACCGGUUUCUUCAAUGCGUGGCCCUGCACAACAUUUUCUCAUUCUGCGGGCCCUUGGUGCUCCAGCUUUUGUUGUUUCUUUGGCACUUCAAGGAAUUUUCCGUGGUUUCAAGGAUAUGAAGACUCCCGUAUUUUGUUUAGGUGUUGGAAAUUUAUCUGCUGUGCUUCUUUUCCCUUUCUUCAUGUAUUAUUGUCAGUUGGGUGUUUAUGGAGCUGCCAUUUCCACCGUUGUCUCUCAAUACAUCGUUGCCUUCUUAAUGAUUUGGCAUCUUAAUAAGAGAACUGUAUUGCUGCCUCCAAAACUCGGAGAACUACAGUUUGGUGAUUACCUUAAAUCAGGUGGUUUUCUUAUUGGGAGGACUCUUGCUGUUCUGCUGACAAUGACACUUGGCACAUCCAUGGCGGCUCGUCAGGGACCAAUUGCAAUGGCUGCUCAUCAAAUAUGUCUUCAAGUCUGGCUUGCUGUUUCCCUUCUUACUGAUGCACUUGCUGCUUCAGCUCAGGCCUUGAUCGCUGGUUACAUAUCUAAAGAUGAUUACAGGACUGUGAAGGACAUCACACACUUCGUAUUAAAGAUAGGAUUCAUUACCGGAGUUUCCUUAGCUCUAAUCCUAGGUUUUUCGUUUGGGUCCCUAGCCACAAUAUUUACCAAGGAUGCAGAAGUUCUGGGAGUUAUUAGAAAUGUCAUUCUGUUUGUUAGCGCCAGUCAACCUAUAAAUGCCCUAGCUUUUAUUUUCGAUGGACUUCAUUAUGGUGUCUUGGACUUCCGAUAUGCUGCGAUUUCAAUGGUGCUGGUCGGGGCAGUGUCCUCUGCUUUUUUGCUAUUUGUUCCUAGAACAAUUGGACUUGUUGGUGUUUGGUCUGGUUUGACUCUCUUCAUGGGACUUCGAAUGGUGGCUGGAAUUAUCAGAUUAUUGCAACGGAGGGGUCCCUGGUGGUUCCUACAUGGCACUGGCUUUAAGCCCGAGGUGCCGUUAGUUGAGUGA
Striga hermonthica is the source of this 1767-nucleotide messenger RNA. The record is from the annotation of a GenBank genome assembly. NCBI's taxonomy places the organism in Eukaryota, Viridiplantae, Streptophyta, Magnoliopsida, Lamiales, Orobanchaceae.